Messenger RNA from Colletotrichum orchidophilum, 3042 nucleotides. RefSeq lists its product as uncharacterized. Bases 1 to 3042 code for a protein of 1013 amino acids. The record is from RefSeq and is a predicted model, not a curated record. The transcript has a single exon. NCBI's taxonomy places the organism in Eukaryota, Fungi, Ascomycota, Sordariomycetes, Glomerellales, Glomerellaceae.
AUGGGACGCCAACGCAGCCGGAGCGAUGUCGCCUCGACGUCUCCCAAGAUUAGGCGGUUGAGCAACGCGCUGCGCAAGAUAUCAAGCAUCAGCUCGGCAAAGGACGACAGGCCUCCUACGGUGAGAGAAACUCCACUCCUAGAAGUCCCACACACUAAAUCUUUGCCAUCUGCACUUCUCUCCUCAAGCCACUACCCAUUCACUGCCCUUGACGUUACGAUGGCGAUGAGACGCUCGAGCUGUCGGACGCCGCUUACACUGCGAGAACAGAGGCAUGGCGGCGAUUUUGAGUUUGGUGGAGAGCCGAUCGAGGGGGUCUCCUCCCGUGGGUCCAGCUCCGCCGGCGCCGCGGAUGAAUCGGACGUCAACCUCCGCCAGAUCCAACAAUUGACGCAACGAGUCGGCUCGACGCUCUCGAGCAAGGACGCGGACGCUGCCUAUAAAGAAUAUGCCAAAGUCAAGGACCAUGCAGCCCUAUGUCGGACCUUGUUGCGUAGUCCCACAACCGCACCCACCUCGUCCGGGCAGGGGCCCGGGCAGGCGACCGGAACGUGGGUGGAAGGCCGGGGGCCGUCACGAGAAUCGUCACUAGAGGUGCCACAGAGCCCUGCAUCGGCCAAUACUCGAUCUUCCUUCAGCGGGAGGAGCCUUUCGGAAAUGACGACCAGCCAGAGCCUUGGGCAACAUCGCGGGCCGACCCGGGAGGUCUGCCUGUCUGCCGUCCGCGAGUGGAAGAGGUGCAUUGAGUCGCUGGUGGAGGCGCUUGAACUAUCGCUAUCAGAGACGUACGGAAACUACGAACCCGAUGCCACGCCAAAUAUGGUGAAAUCCCUUUUCCAAGAUAAAGCAUUCCGUGCCGCCGCAAUUCAGCAGAUGAGAAGGACCAGCAUCGUCAAGACGUUCUCACCAAACCCGGACUUUUUCCCACUUUAUGACAUACGGUUCAGGAACCACGAUCGAGCCAAGCAAGAUCUCGUCGAGAUCACGCGCACCCUCCAGCUGGGAGAAUCCGGGGUCACGGACGAGAGGCCUGUGAAGGAGCUCAAUGUUUCGCCUCGCGGGGAUGCCGUUCUCGAGUUUGCGAAUAUCGGAGCCGAGGCACUGCCCGUGCUCAGGUUUCGCGUCUCUUCCUUUUUACUCGCGGAAACCUCGCCCAUAUUUGAGAGAAUGUUCACCGAGCAUGCGCACAUAGAAAUCCACGACAACGAAGAUGUGGCUGACCAGUUGGCGCCUCCCCCGACUUCGUACAUCUGCGACGAUGGCACCGAGGCGAAGCUCUACCGCAUGCCGCAGUUGGAACGUGAUCGAGAGCAGGCGCUGACGAUUCUUCUGCGUGCGGCACACAUGCAUAAUGAUAAGAUCCCGAGGGACGUGACCUUCGAGCAAUUCGUCGCCAUCGCUGAAGUGUGUCUGAGAUAUCGAUGCACGUCGCCGCUCGAGCUGUUCGUCGAGCACAGGUGGCUGCCGCAGUGGAUUCAUAAGGGGAGCGAAGCCAUGCCCGACGGCUGGCUGCUCAUCAGCUACGCUUUUGGGUUCCGGCAGCUGUUUACACGCAUGUCCAAGACGGCUAUCCUGAACCUUGUUGAUGAGGAGGAGCUAAGGGCCAUGUCGUGGCCGCAGAGGAUCAAGGAUAAGAUUUGGGGUGUGAGGGGGGCGAAGAUGGCGCAGGUCCAUGAGUGCUGCGUGAAUGUUAUACGGGAGUACCUGCGUCCACCUUCCAGUGCCGUCGAGCAAGAUCGCGCCACGGUUCCCGCGGUUCCGCUCAAGGGUCCUUUGCAGGUCAGGAACCGCUCGCCGGUGAGCUCAAAACUCCCAGCCGAAGCGUCAUCUACGGCCACCGUCCCCGCCUUGAUGUUCACCAGCACUCCCAGGUGCCCCAAAGGAAGUCACGGCUGCGACGCGACGAAUCUCGGCUGGCUCAUGCUAAUCUACGGCGAACUCCAGCUGCUGCCCACCAUCAUGAACCCCUCAGUGCUCGGGCACCUGGCCGGCGGCGACCAGCAGCAGCAGCAGCAGCACUCACCACCUCGUAGGAGCCUGGCGCAGCUCGUCAAUCUGCUCCGGACUAUGGCGAGCUCGCCGCUGGCGAUCCAUAAGGGCGGGGUGUGCGACCCUGCGCCGCCGUUCCGCGCGGCAAUUAAUGAUAUCUAUAAUAGCGUGUCCGGGUUGACGUUGCAUGAUGUCAGCGGGCGGGCUCACGGGUGGGGGCUGUCGAGGCAUCGGUCUACGCAGCCGCAGGCCGUGUUGCACAGGGGGUUGAGGAAUUUCUCCUCUGGUAAGAAGCCGGAACUGGACGCAGAACAAGGGCAGAGCAAUAUUCUGGAGUGGUCGGACGCGCUUCGGCUGUUGAUCUUGGAAAAGUGCGUGGACAGCCUGGACGACUUGCGUGCCGCGGCGAUGGUGAAUCAGAGGUUUUAUGAGACGUUUCGGAAGAACGAGGUGGUGCUUAUGAGGAGGUUCGUCGGGGACCAGAGGCUGAGGACGUUGAUGAAGUUGACUUCUAUGGACGUUGUCGCGGGCGGGGAGGAUAAGGUGCCGAGGGAGGAGGCGGACGUGAUGAAGGCGGAGGCGAAGGCUGCCCACGGUGUAGAGGAUGUCGUCUCUGUCGAUGAGUGGGGACGUGAGCGGCUAGCCGGAGACGGUGGAACACGAGUGGGAAAUCAGCUGGACCAGGGGCAGGGCGCAGAUGAGACUGUCGCGAAUGUGUUCUUGGCGGUCCCCUCUUCGCCUGCCGGGGGCGGCGCUUCUGCGUUUGAUGAUAAUUCGUCGUCGGAGGAGGAGAUGUUGAGCGAGGCUGAGGCGCGGCGUAUAUUAUGGCCGCCGGAGGUGACAGUCUCGCCGGCGCGGAAUUCUUCUUCCUCACCACAGCGGCAGGCUCUGGGGUCCGGAUCCGAUAUAUCAGCGGAGGAUGGUAUUAUGAGGGAGAAGUUUCGGACAGGUGAUGCUGCGUUUGUGGAGGAGAAGAUGCUGUUGGAGGGGGAGGAUAAGCAUCUUAGGGAUGAGCGGGAUAGGAGGGUUGGGCUUAUGCGUGGGGAUGGGUGA